UGCUUACCAUUUUUCUGGUCAAAUGGCAAAAUAACAGUUUUAAAGCGGGAAAAAAAAUAAUCCUGAGUUUCAUUAUUUGACCAGAAUUUUUCAGAAAAAAAUGUUUCACUUUUACUUUUUAGUUAAUCUUCAACCCCAUCACUUCACUAUCCCAUUAUCCUCUAUGGGGUUGGGGGAAUUAAGAAGACAAUUUCUUCUUUUUUGGCAAGAAGACAGUGUCUAGUGCACCAUGAAGAAAAAGAAGUUUAUAAAUAUAACAUUUUUUCCUCAUUAAAGUAUAUCUCAAAAUAAAUCAAUAAUUUUGGUGAGGAGAUGUUCAUUUCAUGCAAUUGAAGCACUACACUAGUAAAAAAGUUGUAUUCUCGAAUUGAACAUUUCUUGAUAAUCUCCUAUGUAACCUCCAAAUGUUGCCUUUUUAUAUUAAGCCUACAAAAAUCUUGGAUCAAGAAUUCAUUUCAUGCAAAUGCAUCAUUUGUUUAUCAGUAGCUCUCAAAAAUCUUGAUCAUUCUUUAGGAACACUUCAAAGUUUUGAUCUUUUCUACUGAUCUUAUCCAUAUUUCACUGUUCUUGAUAUGUUAUAUUAGUGAAAUUAGAGGCGGAGCCAGGAUUUCAAGUUUUUGGGUUCUGAACUUGUCACCGAACUCAUAGCUCAUUUUAGUUAUUGGAUUCACAACUAAAUAUUUAUACAUAUUUAAUUGAUUUCCUCAUACAAAUACAGGGGCUACCAAAAGCUAUUGGGUUCGUCUGCUCCCGUACCUAAUAUUGUUGAAAAUGAUGGAGGGGGCAUUUGUGGGGAAUGAGUUAGCAAGAUUGAGAAGUAGUAAUAGUAGGGGGACAAGUUGGAGGUCAUCUCAGAGUAUUAAGGAGGUGUUUGGAGGGCAAAGGGAUGCAUUUUUUAUGAACAAUUACAGUACGCGGUGGCGGGAGGUGGCAGAGGAGGAUGAGAAGGAGCUAAAAUGGGCGGCGAUAGAUCGGUUGCCAACAUACGAUAGAAUGAGAAAAGGGAUGAUGAAGGAGGUGAUGAACAAUGGGAGGGUAGUUCAUCAUGAAGUUGACAUGACUAAGCUUGGUAAUAAAGAUAGGAAAGUAUUCAUGGAGAGUAUUCUUAAAGUUGUGGAAGAUGAUAAUGAGAAAUUCCUUAGAAGACUCAGAAAUAGGACCGACAGGGUAGGCAUAGAGAUCCCAAAGGUUGAAGUGAGAUUUCAGAACUUAAGUGUAGAAGGAGAUGCAUAUGUUGGGAAAAGAGCACUUCCAACUCUGCUUAAUUCCACCUUGAAUACCAUAGAGGCUGUUCUUGGAUUGAUUAAUCUUUCUCCUUCCAAGAAAAGGGUUGUAAAAAUUCUUGAAGAUGUGAGUGGAAUCAUAAGGCCAUCCAGGAUGACAUUACUCCUAGGGCCUCCUGGUUCAGGAAAAACUACAUUUUUAAAAGCACUUGCAGGAAAAGGUGAAGGCGAUUUGAGGGUGACAGGAAAAAUUACAUAUUGUGGCCAUGAAUUUAAUGAAUUUGUUCCUCAAAGAACAAGUGCUUAUAUUAGCCAACAUGAUCUGCAUCAUGGAGAGAUGACAGUUCGUGAAACAUUAGAUUUUGCUGGAAGAUGCUUGGGUGUUGGAACCAGGUAUGAUCUACUGGUGGAGUUGUCAAGACGAGAAAAAGAAGCGGGUAUAAUGCCAGAUCCUCAGAUUGAUGCAUUUAUGAAGGCCACAGCAAUGGAGGGCCAAGAGACGAGCUUAAUUACAGAUUAUGUACUCAAGAUUCUUGGAUUAGAUAUUUGUGCUGAUAUCAUGGUUGGAGAUGAUAUGAGAAGAGGCAUUUCAGGUGGACAAAAGAAGCGCCUUACUACUGGGGAAAUGUUGGUUGGGCCAGCAAAAGCGUUUUUCAUGGAUGAAAUAUCAAAGGGGCUGGACAGUUCCACCACUUACCAGAUCGUCAAGUUUAUGAGGCAGAUCGUUCACGUUAACGAUAUAACUAUGGUUAUCUCCCUCUUACAGCCUGAUCCCGAGACAUUUGAUCUAUUUGACGAUGUUAUUCUCCUGUCAGAGGGUCAAAUUGUUUACCAGGGUCCAAGAGAAAACGUUCUUGAAUUCUUUGAGUACAUGGGAUUUAGAUGUCCGGAAAGGAAAGGAAUUGCAGAUUUUCUGAUGGAAGUUACUUCCAAGAAAGAUCAAGAACAGUAUUGGUUUAGAAAAAGCAGGCCUUAUGUAUAUAUAUCUGUUCCUGAGUUUGCUGAGUCCUUCAAUUCUUUUCAGAUUGGUGAGCAAAUUAUUGUAGAACUUACAAUUCCGUAUGAUAAGUUCAGCGUCCAUCGUGCAGCAUUAGUGAAAAAUAAAUAUGGUAUCUCUAACUUGGAACUCUUCAAGGCAUGCUUCUCAAGGGAAUUGUUGCUGAUGAAACGAAGUUCUUUCAUGUACAUCUUUAAAACUGCCCAAAUCACUAUCAUGGCGAUUAUUGCCUUGACAGUGUUCUUAAGAACACAAAUGAAAGCUGGAAGUGUGAGAGGUUCUGCUAAGUUCUGGGGCGCCUUGUUUUUCAGCCUCAUCAACGUGAUGUUCAAUGGGAUGCAAGAGCUCGCGAUGACAGUUUUUAGGCUUCCCGUGUUUUUCAAGCAGAGAGAUAGCUUAUUUUAUCCAGCAUGGGCUUUUGCCUUGCCAAUUUGGGUGCUUAAAAUUCCAAUCUCGUUUAUGGAAUCUGCAAUUUGGAUCAUCCUUACAUACUACACCAUUGGCUUUGCCCCUGCAGCCAGCAGGUUUUUCAAACAGUUAUUGGCAUUUGUCGGGGUCCAUCAGAUGGCUCUCUCUUUGUUCCGUUUUAUUGCAGCAGCAGGAAGAACACAAGUAGUUGCGAACACACUUGGAACCUUCACUUUGCUUCUGGUUUUUAUACUUGGAGGCUUCAUCGUCUCGAAAGAUGACAUCCAAGAUUGGAUGAUUUGGGGCUACUAUGUCUCCCCUAUGAUGUAUGGACAGAACGCAAUUGCCAUAAACGAGUUCCUAGAUGAUCGAUGGAGUGCUCCUACUAAUGGUUCUCAACCAACAGUAGGAAAGACUCUUCUUCAUGACAGAGGCUUAUUUACCACAGAAACUUGGUAUUGGAUAUGCAUUGGAGCACUUUUUGGAUUUUCACUUCUCUUCAAUGUCCUCUUCAUUGCAGCUUUGACAUUUUUAAAACCUCUCGGAAAUACUAAAGCUGUCAGUGUUGAGGAUGAGGAUAAAAGCAACAAUAGGCCUCAAGAAGCAGCAAUAAAAGAUAUUCAGAUGGCUCCAACAUGUUCUCAAGCAAACACCAGCUGUGCUGUUCCUUUCCCGAAUAAUGAAUUAAGAAAACGGAUGGUCUUGCCGUUCCAGCCCCUUUCACUCGCAUUCAACCAUGUGAAUUACUAUGUCAAUAUGCCUGCUGAAAUGAAGACUCAAGGAAUUGAAGAAGAUAGAUUGCAACUUCUACGAGACGUUAGUGGUGCUUUCAGGCCUGGAAUUCUUACAGCAUUGGUCGGUGUCAGUGGUGCUGGAAAGACCACCUUGAUGGAUGUCUUAGCAGGUAGAAAGACAGGUGGAUACAUUGAAGGGAGCAUAAAAAUUUCAGGUUACCCAAAGAAUCAGAUAACAUUUGCUCGAGUCAGCGGUUACUGCGAACAAAAUGACAUUCAUUCACCAUAUGUAACUGUCUAUGAGUCCCUCCUCUACUCAGCCUGGCUACGUCUACCCUCCGAUGUAAAGACAGAAACACGAAAGAUGUUUGUGGAAGAAGUCAUGGAAUUGGUAGAGCUCACACCAUUGAGGAAUGCUCUUGUUGGGCUCCCCGGGGUGGAUGGUCUUUCUACUGAACAGCGAAAGAGGCUGACGACUGCUGUCGAAUUAGUUGCAAAUCCAUCCAUCAUCUUUAUGGAUGAGCCCACAUCAGGACUUGAUGCUAGAGCUGCAGCUAUUGUUAUGCGUACUGUUAGAAAAACAGUGGAUACAGGAAGAACGGUGGUCUGCACGAUCCACCAGCCUAGCAUAGAUAUUUUUGAAGCUUUCGAUGAGCUACUUUUGAUGAAAAGAGGAGGCCAAGUAAUAUACGCUGGACCUCUUGGCGCUCAUUCUCAAACGAUGGUUGAAUAUUUUGAGGCCAUACGAGGGGUUCCCAAUAUCAGAGAGUGCGAUAAUCCAGCUACGUGGAUGCUUGAUGUCAGCUCUUCUUCUAUGGAAGCAAAACUUGAUGUCGAUUUUGCUGAAGUAUAUGCCAACUCUGAUCUUUACCAGAGAAAUCAACUGCUGAUCAAGGAACUUAGCAGACCAGCACCUCGCUCAAAGGAUCUAUAUUUCCCCACUCAAUAUUCCCAAUCCUUCCUAACUCAGUGCAAGGCCUGUUUCUGGAAACAACACUGGUCAUACUGGAGGAAUUCACAAUAUAAUGCAAUCAGAUUCUUCAUGACAGUAGUCAUAGGGAUUCUGUUUGGUGUCAUUUUUUGGAAUAAAGGAAACAAAAUAUACAGACAACAGGACUUGCUUAAUCUGCUAGGAGCAACUUAUGCAGCUGUCAUGUUUCUUGGAGCCACAAAUGCUUCUGCAGUACAAUCUGUUGUAGCUGUUGAAAGGACGGUUUUCUAUCGCGAAAGAGCUGCUGGAAUGUAUUCAGAGUUGCCUUAUGCAUUUGCUCAGGUGGCUAUAGAGACUAUAUAUGUUGCAAUACAGACUUUUAUUUAUUCUCUUCUUUUGUUUUCCAUGAUUGGAUACCAAUGGACAGCAACAAAAUUCUUCUAUUUCUACUACUUCAUAUUCAUGUGCUUCACCUACUUCUCCAUGUAUGGCAUGAUGGUUGUUGCUUUGACUCCUGGUUAUCAAAUUGCUGCCAUUGUCAUGUCCUUCUUCCUCAGCUUCUGGAACUUAUUCUCCGGUUUCCUUGUUCCUCGUCCGCUAAUUCCAGUGUGGUGGAGGUGGUACUAUUGGGCCUCUCCGGUUGCAUGGACAAUAUACGGGAUUUUCACCUCCCAGGUGGGAGAUAUAACCGAUGAACUUGAACUCCCCGGUGAAACUGUGAAAAUACAGGUGAAUCAGUUCCUGAAAGAAUAUUUGGGAUAUGAUCAUGACUUUCUUGUAGCAGUGGUUUUUGCCCAUGUGGGCUGGGUUCUUCUGUUUUUCUUUGUUUUUGCUUAUGGAAUCAAGUUCUUGAACCACCAAACAAGGUAGAAAUGGGAGAAAUUUCUGACUAUUCUAAAGUUUCUCUUAGAUAUUUAGGUAUAGGUUUACACAUCAAACAUGGAAUUGUAUAUUGUUAUAGCUUGUUACCUUAUCUUCCAAUUCUGGUUAGCCUGUCAA
Molecule: messenger RNA, 5292 nt
Organism: Lycium barbarum (goji berry)
Lineage: Eukaryota; Viridiplantae; Streptophyta; Magnoliopsida; Solanales; Solanaceae
Product: pleiotropic drug resistance protein 2
Exons: 20
Coding region: 772-5163 (1463 amino acids)
Cellular component (GO): membrane
Molecular function (GO): ABC-type transporter activity; ATP hydrolysis activity; ATP binding
Source: RefSeq, a predicted model, not a curated record